AUGGCCCGGUCCUGUCUGCUUGCUUUUGCAUGCUUGAUUGGGACCCAGCCCAGCUUGUCCGAGCUGGCGGACGACAAUUUGCCCACCGAGGCCGAUGACACCUGCCAGGGCGGCACCGAAGAGUGUGACCUGUCUUUGCGACAGCUCCGGGCGGACAAGAUUGCUGCGCUCACACAAGAGGAGGAGCAGACCGUCCAGAGGUCCCUGGCAGAGAAAUCCGAG
Messenger RNA from Symbiodinium sp. CCMP2456, 222 nucleotides. NCBI's taxonomy places the organism in Eukaryota, Dinophyceae, Suessiales, Symbiodiniaceae. The record is from the annotation of a GenBank genome assembly.